Messenger RNA from Camelina sativa (false flax), 2103 nucleotides. Lineage: Eukaryota; Viridiplantae; Streptophyta; Magnoliopsida; Brassicales; Brassicaceae. The record is from RefSeq and is a predicted model, not a curated record.
AUGAAGGACAUAUACAGUGAUAUUGAAAAGAGGGUGGCUGAAGAUGAGCAAGCUCUUUCUAUCCUCCAAGUUCUGGCUUUAAACGACCCAUCUUCUCUUAAUGUGAGAGAGGAAUCGAUUGCUAGAAGCUCUUGGCUCUCUUUACGCGUGGCUGAAGAAUUUUCGCCAGGUGAGAUUCGAGAAGCUUUGUUGCGUUUGCCUUUGAGUAAAACCCCGGGGCCAGAUGGUUACCCGGUUGAAUUUUACAGGUCUUACUGGCAGGUACUGGGGACCGAAUUUAUUAAAGCGGUGCAAGAUUUCUUUGCAAGCUUUUUCUUACCGUCUUGUGUUAAUGCCACUUCUCUGAUUCUAAUCCCAAAGCGAAGGGGAGCUGAUGUUCUGAAGGAUUUCAGACCAAUUUCUUGUAUGAAUACAAGCUACAAAGUGAUCUCUCGGAUUCUCUCGAACAGACUAAAGAAGAUCCUCCCAACUGUUAUUCUCCCAAAUCAGACGACGUUUGUAAAGGGUAGACUUUUGAUUGAGAAUGUAUUGUUAGCUUCAGAGGUACUUCAGAAGUAUCAUCUGGAAUUGGUCUCGCCUAGGAUCACUCUAAAAGUGGAUAUUUCCAAGGCGUUUGAUUCCGUUUGGUGGGAUUUUGUUCUAAAUGCAUUGGCUUCUUAUGGCGUUCCUGUGAUGCAGGGGGAUCCUUUAUCACCAAUCUUUUUUGUGAUGCUAAUGAAUGUCCUCUCAUUAAUGCUGAACAAAGCGGCUCAAGACAAAAAUUUUGGUUAUCACCUGGGGUGUGAAGUUUUAGAGCUUACUCAUUUGUGUUUCGCUAAUGAUUUACUCAUUUUCCUGGAUGGAACGGAAGCUUCUCUGGCUGGAGUCUUCACGGUUAUAUCUCAGUUUGAAAAGUUCUUUGGACUCUCGGUUAAUAUCUCAAAAACCUCCAUGUUCUCUUCGGGUUUAAGUGAAGAUGACUUAAAUCAUAUGCAAUCAAAAUUUCCUCUCCCCCGUGCAUCAUUGCCUGUCUGCUACCUUGGACUUCCCCGUGCAUCAUUGCCUGUCCGCUACCUUGGACUUCCCCCGUGCAUCAUUCACGGAGCUAAAGUCGCUUGGGCUGAUCUGUGUUAUCCUAAAAGGGAAGGUGGCCUUGGCUCUAUAUGGGUAGCCUGGAUCCGGUCCAAGUAUCUUUCCACAACUACUUUCUGGGCACUUAAUGAAAAUUCCUCUUCAGUCUCAUGGAUGUUCAGGAAGUUGUUAAAGUUGAGGCACAAAGCUAUAAAUUUUCUCAGGAUAAAGGUGGGUACAUGGGAGGAUACUUUCUUCUGGUGGGAUCCUUGGACACCUUUUGGAUCACUUAUUCACUUUCUUGGGGCCGACGCUCCCCGUCGUCUUGGCAUCCCGAUUUUUUCCUUGGUUUCGGAUUACAAAUCAGGGGCGAACUGGAUACUUCUUUCUGCAAGAUCAGAUUCGUUUCUGGAAGUCCUUACUUUCAUCACUUCUCUCCUCCACUCCACACAUAGCGACAUUCCCGUUUGGAUUAUUAACACCAAGGAAUUUGAGUAUUACAGCUCUAAGGAUAUGUGGAACUCUCUUCGCCUAUCAAGACCGCAUGUUCCCUGGUUCUCCCUUGUUUGGCAUAAAGCUGCUGUGCCUAAACACUCAUUAGCUGUCUGGUUGUUUCUUCAGAAUAGAAACCCCACCUUGGACCAGAUGAUUCAAUGGGGAUUGGAUGUCGAACCUAUAUCUUUGCUUUGUAGUCUGCACAAUGAGUCUAGAGACCACUUGUUCUUUGAGUGCUCCUACUCCUAUGAAGUCUGGUCAUCUUUGGUCGGUAUAAUGGGUCUCCCAUCUCCACCUUCGGUUUGGGAUCAGAUCAUCCAAUGGCUCCCGUCAAUUUCAAACACUACAGUCACUUCCCUUGCUCUUCUACAAGGGUGGCAUGCUACCAUCUACGAAAUUUGGAAUGAGCGCAACCGUCGUUUCCAUGAUGGUACAACUCUUCCCCAAUCUAGCAUUCUGAGAAUAAUACGCAGGGCUGUAAGAAACAAAUCCUCUGCACUUAAACUCCAAGCAACAGAGCAUGGUGAGCUCCUCGAGCAGUUCUGGUCUACCUAUUGA